AUGCAUAUUCUCAAGGCUCAAGCUAUAAUUGCAACCGUUCUGGGUGGCGCGUCGACCUUGACCCAAGGAGCGACCAUCCAGAAGGACUUCGUUCAGCCGGUUCAAGAUAAAGCCUUCGCCGCGAUACAAAGGGCAGAGCCAGAGGCCGUGUUGAAGCGGAACAGCACGUGUACACUCGAGAAAGCUGGUGUUCGUAAGAACUGGGAGAGACUGAGCUCAAAGGAAAGAAAAGAGUACAUUAGGGCAGUGAAAUGCCUGUUAUCUUCUCCUUCCAAGACGGACCCUGCCCUCAACACUGGCACUCGUGUUCGUUAUGACGACUUCGCCGCCCAACACAUUAACCAGACGAUGAGCGUCCAUGUCACCGCAUUGAGAAACGAGUGCGGCUAUACCGGCUAUCUUCCGUACUGGAACUGGUUUUCCCAUCAAGAAAACCUCCGAAAAUCCCCCGUUUUUGAUGGCUCAGACACUAGUAUGGGUUCGGAUGGUGCUUUUGUGCAGCACAACGGAUCCAUCGGGUCGGCCGGCCUGCACAUUCCCUCUGGGUUAGGAGGUGGUUGCAUUGCCACUGGCCCCUUUGCAAAUCUGUCAGCCAAUCUUGGACCAAUUCAGCCUCAGCAAGACGGUCUGAUUGGCAUCGGUACUGCUGACACGCUUCGUUACAACCCCCACUGCGUCACUCGCGACCUCAGCAGCUGGUUGGCGAGCCGUAUCUACACCAAAGAUGCCUUUCUCAACGCCACUGUGCGCGAAACAGCCAAAAACAUCGCCAGCUUUCAGAAUGAGAUUGAUAGUCAGAGCGGAGGGCUCCCAGGUGUUCAUGCCGGCGGCCACCAAGCCAUCUCUGGCUCGAACUCGGACCUGUUCUCCGGGGUUGUAGAUCCUGCCUUUUACUUGCACCACACUAUGAUGGACAGGAUCCGCAAUGCCACGUUGGAGGACAUCAUUGAGCUGCCUUACCUGGGGGUAGAACCGGCAACUCUUGGUAGCUUGCUCGACACAUUGGAUGGGCCAUACUGCUAUGUCUACGCAUAA
Molecule: messenger RNA, 1035 nt
Organism: Colletotrichum truncatum
Lineage: Eukaryota; Fungi; Ascomycota; Sordariomycetes; Glomerellales; Glomerellaceae
Source: RefSeq, a predicted model, not a curated record